AUGGGCAAGCGCGAAAAAGAUGUUAUUCUGAUUCUUGCUCUUGGGAAUUACACAUUGGACACUCUGUGUUUAUGUCUGAAUUAUGCGCCCCGAGUCUUGAGAUAUUUUGGUCGUUCCGGUGACGAUGUUGGACUGUCUCCUGGUGGUGUUCGCGAUGGUGCUGAUGGUGUUCGCGAUGGUGGUGCUGAUCGUGUUCGCGAUGGCGGUGCUGGUGGUGUUCGCGAUGGCGGUGCUGGUGGUGUUCGCGAUGGCGGUGCUGGUGGUGUUCGCGUUGAUGGUGUUCGCGAUGGCGGAGCUGGUGGUGUUCGCGUUGAUGGUGUUCGCGACGAUGCUGAUGGUGUUCGCGAUGGCGGUGCUGGUGGUGUUCGCGACGGUGCUGAUGGUGUUCGCAAUGGCGGUGCUGGUGGUGUUCGCGUUGAUGGUGUUCGCAGUGGUGCUGAUGGUGUUCGCGAUAGUGUUCGUGUUGAUUGUUUAUCAUCAUCUAUGUUUCCUUUCUGUAUUUCUUCUUCUUCAUCACCAUCAAAAGUUUCUUCCGGUACAUCAGCAUCAUAA
Molecule: messenger RNA, 552 nt
Organism: Papaver somniferum (opium poppy)
Lineage: Eukaryota; Viridiplantae; Streptophyta; Magnoliopsida; Ranunculales; Papaveraceae
Product: rRNA 2'-O-methyltransferase fibrillarin-like
Exons: 2
Coding region: 1-552 (183 amino acids)
Source: RefSeq, a predicted model, not a curated record